This is a messenger RNA of Lachancea thermotolerans CBS 6340, 777 nucleotides long. It is a transcript of the gene VPS71, whose product is annotated as Vps71p. Lineage: Eukaryota; Fungi; Ascomycota; Saccharomycetes; Saccharomycetales; Saccharomycetaceae. Bases 1 to 777 code for a protein of 258 amino acids. Gene Ontology annotation, molecular function: nucleosome binding. Gene Ontology annotation, biological process: chromatin remodeling. The transcript has a single exon. The record is from RefSeq and is a predicted model, not a curated record. Gene Ontology annotation, cellular component: Swr1 complex.
AUGCCAUUUGUGGAGGAGAUCAACUGGAAAAGCUACAAUCCAGAUGUGUAUUUCACAAGCGUGAACGCAGCCGGCCCAUCGGGGCGUAACCGGAUUACAAAGACAACAGCUGCCUCUGGUGUUCGUAACAAUAAGAGAGUCAACUACUCGCUUCCUGACCUCGAAGCCAAAAUAUAUGCGCAAAGAAACGGGUCUAACAGCGAGGCUUCCAACUCUAGUGCGAUCACUACAACUAGCAGUGCCCUCGAUAGGUACACCCCAGAGGAGCUGCUGAAAUCUCGUAAGAGGUUCAUGGAACUCGAUACUGAGAAUGUGCUCGACAUAAAAGAUGUUUCCUAUCUUAUGAGCAGCGUUACAGGCAUCAGCAAAGACCGCAUAGAUUCCAGUAGCGGGAGUAACUCAAGCGGCGGAGCGUCAUCAAAUGUCAACAGAUCACACAGAAACAAGUUCGAGCUGCCCAAAAACAUGGAGCUUAUGUACAGGUCUACAAAGCCCCCGGUGCCGAAGAAAAAGAACACUAACAGAGUAGUGGCUCUAAAAAAAACUCUUUCUUCACGGAGACCAUUAACAAGCUACCUGGACGCCUUGGACCAGGUCAACCGCAGCAUUAUUUUCAACAAUGUCUACAACAAGAAGUUCUUCAAAGUCUUGCCUGUUAUUACUAUUUGCUCAAUAUGUGGCGGUUACAACAGUAUUUCGGGAUGCGUCCGUUGCGGCAACAAAAUAUGCAGCCUCAGGUGCUUUAAUUUGCAUAAUGAGGCGAGGUGCACCAUGUAA